AUGUCUGAUAAUAAUUGUUCUUCUUACCAACGAGGACAAGACUUCGAAAAAGAAAUAUUUGCGAGAUUAAUAGAAGUGGAAAUAGAAUGUUAUCGUGUUAAAUUAAGUCGAGGUGAUGGUGGACGAGAUAUUGAAGGUGAAUUAGCAGGAAUUCCAAUUGUAGUUCAGUGCAAAAAUUGGACAGACAGAGUUGGUGUUGAAGUAGUUCGUGAUAUGGAAUUUUGGGGCAAGGGAAAAAACUAUGAUUAUGCAAAAGAUUUGGAAAAUGAAUUAGUGAAUAGAUUGAAGAAAAAGGGAUUUAAGGAAUCAUUAGAAAAUAACAAUUUGGACAACAAACUUGUUAAACACUUGCUUCGUGGAGUUUUUGAAGAAUAUACCGCACCAGAAUGUUGA
Messenger RNA from Ambispora gerdemannii, 393 nucleotides. The record is from the annotation of a GenBank genome assembly. Lineage: Eukaryota; Fungi; Glomeromycota; Glomeromycetes; Archaeosporales; Ambisporaceae.